GGGAAAGAUAUCCCACCUGAGCUUAGUAUCUGUGUACCAGAACACAUUCAUGUGGGCCUAAAGGAUGUGAAUCUGCCAGUCGACAUUUUAUUAGCAACAGUCAAGAAUUGUGAGUAUUUGGCUUGUUACAUGUUUUUAAAAGACCCAUUUGGAUGCUGUUUUGAUCGACUUGGACAUGUUUUAUUCGGAGAGAUUGGUGAGGGUCAUGGAAAGAAAAUGAAAGUUGCUUUGAUGAGAUACACCAGAGGUUCUGUCAAUCCAGAAUGUUCCUUGUCCACUGUCAAAGAUGCUGUCCUUCUUUUGAGGGCUAAGGUGGUGAUUUAUGUAGGGACCUGCAUUGGUCUCAAACCUGAAGAAACCAAGUUAGGAGAUGUUGUUAUCUCUGCCAAAGUAACAACACAUGGAUCCAAUGUAAUUAGAAGCGGUGGCAAUGAAUUUACAGAUGAAAAACAUCAUAUGAGCAGACAUUUUCUUGAUGUGAUCAGGGGUGCAAUAGAGGUGUGGAAGGCCCCACUGAGAGACCCUGGAACUCGAGAUGUAAAAGUGCAUUGUGAUGUUCAAUUUUUGAGUGAUAUAGAGCUGACUAGUGCUAAAUGGCAACAUGACAAGCUAAUCAAGUCCUAUCCAAAGGCAACUGCCAUUGAAAUGGAAGGGGAAGGUAAGUCUUUCAGUCUCUAACCAAUCAUAUUACAUUCUGUACUCAAUGUAUCAUUCUAGGAAGAUGGACAAUGUCUAAAAGGAGUGUGUUUACAUGUCUUCUUUUAUUAUUUUGCUUUUGUAACACAGUGAUCUUACAGAACAACAUCUAACAUUACUAAUGUUAACUACCAUAUAAUUAUGGUUGUAUUGUUGUUAUGGGCAGUUUGUCCAAUUUGGACACUACAUUACAGCUUGUGUAUACGUUAACCAAAAAAUACAUAUUAAACGCGCCAAAAAUCACAUACAAGUGUGAUUUAAAAAAAUGUACAUGUCAAAGUAUCACAUGUGCGUGCAUAAGCUUUUUGCAUCUGCCCAUUUAGUAUAAAGGAGGUAGACCUUUUGUUUUUGUGUUGUUGGCGGUGUAUCGUUUUAAAGAAUAUGCUUUAAAGGCCCAUUUUCACCCUUGAUGCAAUGUGCACCGUGAACCAAAUAUUCCUGUCACAUGAAAUUCAAAGUUUACUGAAAACCUUCUAAAAUCAUCUUUCACAAGAGUCAUCCUGGACAUACAGUCAAUUCACUUUUGGGCUUUAGAUUUCAUGUGUAGUGUCACAUGACUUUUGAUGUAAACAAACCCCAAAAGUUCGGACAUUGAGUCAAGCUCGCAGCACAUGUGUCCAAACUUCAGCUUUGGCAUUUUUUUCUAAAUAACUUCCCACUUUCAAGAAUCAUUUCUUUGCUCAAAAUUGACAUCUUUCUUAUAUCAUUUACUUGACUGUUUAUCAAGCAAGUUGUUAUUUUGCUGCCAUUGAAGUAGAUGUGAAGAAUGUGACAGGAAGAAUUGCGGCAUGGAAUAAUUGAACUAGUUCUAUGUACAGUGAUGUAUCUGACCAAGUAUUUUCAGGGUGUUAAGUGCGUAGAUUGUCAAAUAAACUCAUGUCUGAUAGGAGAUUAGUGCCCAUGAAUGGCUGUAGAAUGUAGAAGUAAGUCUUGAUUCCCACAAGUAAAACCGAUUUCAACUCUAUGAAUGUGUACAAUUUCAGUUGUUAAGUAAGUGUGAAGAAUUUUGUUAUGGAGAAAGUACUGGACUCAAAUAAAACCUACCACUACAGAGGUAGACAAAUUAACCUAUACUUAAUGAAGGUCUAUUUUGUAAAAAAAGGUCACAUCCAAGCACAUGUAGCAGAGUUAGACAGACCAUCCUGUUUCACAUAAUGUAUUUCUGGUUGUAAUGUAGACAUGAAGAAGACCUGCUUAACCAAAACACAAAGUUGUUAUUAUGUAUGUAAACAUGUUUAUUUAUACAUUGCAAGCAACAGAAAUUAUAUUUACAAUAUAUAUGUGAUUACACUGACAAUUCUAUACUCACUUGAACUAGGAAAAAAGUAUUGUACCCGUUAUCAUAGCAUUUGUUGAACACUUUUCACUAACUGGGGUAGAUGUUGCAGGGGAAUUUUCCGGUUAAAAAGUUGACAAAUCUAGAACUUCAUGAAAAUCUGAUUGUGCAGAGGGGCUGAUACUGGAAUCUCCCUCAAAGUAUACCUCACAUAAAGUAAUGAUAUUACUGCAAGAAUAACUUGGCUGCUGAGCUGCAGAACUGAAGGUCUGUGAACUACAACUAAUUAGUGAUGAGCAAACCUCCUGUUCAUCUGUUGAGUCUAUUUAAAAAAAAAGGUAGAUGACAACAUAUCAGUAUCACUUUCAUGAAAAUCUCUAGCUGAGUGACCUUAUAAUUUAUCCAUCUCUGUGUAGAGAUCAGAGCUCUGAAAAAUAUUAGAAAAUAAAAAUUACAAAUUAAUUAUUUGAAAUCAUGAUAAGAAAAAAGGCUACAUACCAGGAAAAAUAGUGGUGGAAACUAAGUUGUAUGUUAUGAAAGGGAAAAUCUGUUGAGACCAAAACAUCUCAAGCUUGGAACACACUUUAGUCAUGAAGCUUGGAUUGAAAGGCACCUCAACAAUAAAGACACCUUGUUUUGUCCACACGACUAAGAUAUUCAAGGACAGCUCACUCACAAACAUCUGAAGUUGGAAGUAGUACUGGGAAGAGGGCUUCAAGGGAAACCCAUUUUCACUUACAAUGCCACCAAUUUCAGGGGUAAGGAAAGCUUCUUUAGGGUACAUAUCUCUGUGUUUUCAGGAGCAUUUAUUUUCCAAAACUUUGUUCGGACAACCACCAGAGAACUGACAUUUCUGAAUAUUCUCCACUCUGGCACAAAGGCUUUGCCUUUGAAAUGAGAAAGCCUUUUGAGACCAGUUUCAGUUUGUGGUGGGGAUGCAGAUAUGCCCUAUGCAUUCUCUCCUCAUGAAAUAAUCCCCACUCUCUAGGAUUUUGAGGCUUCACUUCCUGAUUUUGACCACAGCUGUGUGGUGACUUGAGUUGCACAAUAUCUUCUACCAACCUUUUGACAUCUUUUUCAUUUUAUCAAUGGCCUCUGGCCUGGUGAAGACUCUUUAACGCUCUGAAGCUGUUAUGAAACCAGCCUUGUGAAUAUACCAUUCCUCACAUUGCUACUGCAUUGAAGUGGUGCUCUCUACACAAUCUCUUUCUGCUUUACUGAGGGGUAACAACCUCAACACAUCUUUUCCAGAGAUGUUGGGAUGGCCUUUAACAAUCUCUUGUAUUUUGGUAUUCAUAAUACCAGUCUUAGCCUUAUUAAAAGGUUCAUUGUCUGGUUCUCAGUGAGCUUUGGUAGUAUGGUGGAGUUUUGUUUAUUAGGGGCAAGAUAACUGCAGGUGUAUCAGUUAUUAACUGACACAUCUAUUUAGUGAAUUGACAGACAUAUUCCUCAUCUUUUGGAUUCCUGUCUUCAGGAGCACGAACAUCUCGGUCAAUAUACUGGGAACAAAUGUGUUCACGUUUCUUUUUUUGUCAGAGGGUUUUUUUAUUAUUAUUUUUUAUUACCAGGCCCUUCACUUUGCACGAUUUAAUAUUUUCUCUAGGUUUUUUUAACCUAGAUACAUGGGCCACUGGUUACACUAUCUUUACCUCGGGUGUUUAACAAAUAUUCUGGGGAAUACAUGGCAGCUGCAAUGUGCUUGCAUUCCCCAUCUCGACCACAUUUACAUUUAGCUUGAAGGACACUGCCCCGGUUUGCACCUAUGCCUUUAACAAUAAACCAAAGGUCGUAGUGUUCCUUUCCCUCUUCCGUUUUUAUUUUCAUAAAAGGGUGCACAUUGACUGCAUAUACAUGAAUUCCCUCUAGAAUUCAAAUGAGAUGUUAAUAAAGAUUUCACGUAACCAUCAUCGAAAAGUCGAUAAUCUCCAAAUGACCGAUAAACGGCGAGUCCUUGCUUAUCGUAACCGGUGGAGUGGUAAAUCAAAUAAUUAAAAAUAUCGUACAAUCCAAACGGCGGCGACGCGUUAAUAUUGUUGACAGUCUUCAGGAGAAAUGGAUUGGGAAUUAGCAUAUCAUGAAUUACUGAUUCGUUUAAAGCAUUGGCGUCGUCUUUUUCGAAAUUUGGAUCCACUGGCAGAACCAUUUUUCGACCACGGAGGCGAUUCCCACUGAGUUAAGCGAGGCUUUCGAGUAUCCGCUCGCUAAAAAAUCUCAUGUUCUUGUAGAUAUUUUUUAAACUCUGCCACGCUCAUUCCGUUGAAGUCGGCUUUACUCUUGUGAUCCGUCAUUUUUAAGUCUAACUCUUCUUAAAGGUUGACCCGAGCUUCGCAGAAUUUCCCACAUUUAAUAGCUAAGGAAAUCCACAAGAUACGUGAUUCCAUGUGGGAUUCAAGGCUUCCUCACGUUCUACAGCAAUUCGUGGGCACUAAUUUCCCAAUAGAAGUGAUUUUAUUCAACAAUCUACGUACUUAACAUUCUGAAAAUACCUGAUCAGAUACAUCACUGUAUGUAGAACUAGUUCAAUGAUUCCAUGCUGCAAUUCUUCUUGCCACAUUCUUCACAUCUACCUCAACGGCAGCAAAAUAACAACUUGCUUGAUAAACAGUCAAGUAAAUGAUAUAAGAAAGAUGUCAAUUUUGAGCGAAGAAAUGAUUCUUGAAAGUGGGAAGUUAAUUAAGGAAAAUUGCCAAAGCCGAAGAAAAUUUUUUUUAAGUGUCACGCUUGGAUCUCUUACAGACUCUAUGAACAGGGUCGGCGAAAAGAACAACGUUCGAAAUGUUUCACUUUCUAGAAGUGCUUGAGGAUUCUAAUAAAGAUAAAAUAUUUUUGAUAGAAAUUGGUAUUUUUCAAAGAGAAAUAUGGAGAAAUAUCAGACUGCCGGACAUUCAGUUAUUCGAAGACCGUGUCCGGUUGUGUGCGAAGAAAAUUUCCUAAAGGUCAAUUUCCAACCUUGAUGCAACGAGGUUGUUUGUUUUUGUUUUGAAUCACUAUCAACGAUAAGUGAACGUGUUCGUUUUAAGCACUGUUCGAACCGACCUUCCCGACAUGUUGUUACAUAUGUUACAUACUAAUGCGACUUCCUAAUCGGAAUUUAUAACUGACUUCUCAUUUUCUGACGAAAUUAUUUUACCAGAAGAGCUAUUUCUAACUUCGUGUGCAAAAAAAACAUCCGUUGCAACAGCUUAGGAAUGUGUUCAAAAUAAACUUUUUCUUAGUGUAUCGUAUUUCGGCAGCAUCAGCUAAGGCGCCCGUUUGAAACCAGUUGUCGCGUUCUGAAUACAAACCCAUGCGCGAUUGCGUAUUUCAUAGCUUUUAUCAUCGGUGAACACGCUGUUCUCGAAAACUAGUUUGUUCAUCUCGCCUUUUAAACAAAAACUAAGAAGUUUUACUAGCUUAUUUUAAUGGUGUUGUGUUACAGUUUAGUUACUUGUCACGGCUCGUAUGCAAAUUUUUAUGCGAGGCCGGAUUUACUUCGCGUUUUAUUAAUUGUAUUUACUUCUUGUUUUAUUAUUUGUUUAAUCAUCGAUCGAUGUUCACCUAAUUGCUCGAAAAAGAGAAGGGAAAAUUAAAUGUAGUAGUUGUAGUAGUUCAAGUUUGUUUGAGACACGUGCGACGAGAAAUAAAACUGUUUACAUUUCGGUGCGUAAACACCGAAGCGAGCGCCGAUUGCAAUGAAUAAAAUAAAACAUUAAUCACAAUCUGAAAUAGCAUAUUUUCCUUCUGUUCCCCAUCGAAGGUGAUCGAGUUAAGUUUGAAUUUUCGAAGAAAUCACGGGCGAUGUGAAAAGUAAAUUGAUUACAUUCCGGUGCGUAAACAGCGCUGAUUGUAAUGAAUAAAUUAAGAAGCAUGUUACUCGCUUAAUAAUACACGUGUUUCGAUGCCUUGUGUAGGUAACGUUUUCCUUUCCCCUGAUUCAUCAGCAACUCAAACCAAGCAAAUCUACUGCGAAGCAAUGCGACAUGCGUGAGUGUAACAUGUAAAUUUUCCGUUGCCGACUCAUCGCUUUUUCAAACCAAUAAGUUCUUUGUUUUACACAACAGUAGUGAAAUACAAAGGAAACGUGUAACUCUGAAUAACAAAGGCGAAUGAGUUGCGCAUGACUCAACUUGUGUGCAUUCUAUGGACAAGUGCAUGGUGUGUGUCUUUGUUGUUUUUACCACUGCCUCCUUUGCUUAACCAAAAAAACAAGAGUCCUUUACACUCUUGAAUCACCAUGUAUAUUCUCAUCCUUGUUCUCUUCACAUUUGCUAUCAUACUAACGGAAGAAUUUGUAUAUCAAUCAAGAGCUUAUUUCAGUUCCUGAUUAUUUCUUUUAUUCUCAUGACCUUAAUGCUGUAUUCUGAAAUGAUAAUUUAAGGAGAAGUUCAAUGUUAGUCUUUCUUGUUGGUAAAAGGGUUAAAAGGACACAUGUUCCAAAAUUGCUAAAGAAACUACAGAAAUACAAAGAUUGUUUUUGAAAAAAAAAAAAUUUUAAUGAGGGUAAAAUUAUAUAGAUUUUCCCUCAUUAUUCAAAAAAAUGUGAUACAAUAGUUGGUACUUUGGGAGAGAACUCAAUCAACCUACAGAUUUCCUUUAAGCUUGAAAUCUUUGUAAUCAACCAUUUUUUGGCAUUUUCUUGAAUAGCUUAAUGUUACAAUGACAUUACAAAAAAUUGCCAGAAUCAUUAUUGCAGCAACACUUCUAAACUCGGAAAAGUUUUCUUAGAUCUCAUGAUUGCAGACCUCUAGAGGUGGUUAAAUUUGGAUCUCAGUCUUCAUGAAUUGUUUUGUUUCAGUCUCCUCCAGCAAACUAUGGUAACUUAAGUGGGCACACAAAAUUCAAAAAAUUAAAAAGCAUUACAAAGUUAAAAACAUUCUUGACUGAAAAAGCCAAAAUUGUUCCAUGGAGGCAAAAUUUCCUUGAUUUCCCCUCUUUUAUAGAAAAAUAUCUACGUUUACCUGUAUUCAGGAGAUUUAGGUAACUAUACACGAGACAAGGAGAUUCAAUCUGUAUCUAGCAGAUUGGAGCUGGCACAUAUUAUGCACGGAGUCAGCAAUUUUCCUUGCAUGGUUAGCUUUUUGUCCUCUCGCUUUUAAUGACUUUUGUUUUAAUACAAAUGCAUCCUUUUGGAAGUGGCAAAAAGUUUGAAGGGAAGUGAAAGAAAGAGAGGGGACACUAUUUUGAAGGAAGCACCCUGAGCAUUCUUGCUGAUUUCUUGUUAAUUUUGUCGAGAAACAUGAGGAAAUUUGCUAAAGAAUGUGCAAUGGGUAAACAGUGUGGUAAAACUUUAACUAUUUUUUUUUCAUUGGAAUAGUCUGGGAAAAUGCUGAUACUAGUAAUGACAUAAAAAUGAUGACCCAUGAACGGAGCUAUCAGUAAGAUUUGAAGUAGGUGGCAACAUCGGUAAAGCACCCGCCGGAGAAUAAUGUGUAAAAUAAUUUCCCUCUCGUUAGCCUAUCAGUUUUAUUCAGAAGAAACUGGCUGCAAACCGAGUUUUCAGUAUUAAACUUUGGUCAGUGAUCAUUAAAUAUUAGUCUCCUUUGUAACAAAUGUUUAUCUGUUUGUUUUAUUUCUAAACAAAAUCUUCCAUUUGCUGACAUGCAAACCUGCUACCCGAGUUUCACCCAAAAGUCCUCUGAAAAGACAUGGUAAACAAUCUUCAAGCUGCCGGUUGCUUUAUGAAAAAUCACAAAAGUCGCGUACUUACUCAUCUGGCUAACCAUUAACCAUAUGGCCAUGGUCUUCUUCGCUUUUCACAGCAAAUGUAGCUUUUUUUUGAUAAAAAGUUAGACGCUAGGUGUUCAAUGGCUGCAAACUUAACAUCUUUGCAAAAAGAUCCGAAUUUGAUUUACGUGUGUUAUCAACAAGCGCGCACUUUUCAAAUUUGUAUUUACUAACUAGCAGUUGAGAAGAACUGCUUUUGUUUUAUUUGUCCAAAGAUAUUUGAUGAUUCCAGUUUAGCACAAAAUUGUUUGAAAAUUAUUUUAAGGUUACUUCCUACUUACGCCGGUGACCUUCGGGAAAAAAUUCCUACGCGCGCUAGUUCCACUAAAAUCCUAGCAAACUAUAACUCAGAAGAAAACUUUGAACUGCAGUUUAUGAUUUAAACGAGGUUUCCUCUUAUGAAGUAUCAAGCGUGAAACGACCGAUGGUUCUUUUGAAUUUAUGGGGUAUCGGAUGCCGCAGCACGAGCAUAAAAUGGCUGCAUAGUCUUAUUCAGAAGGCAUCAAUCAACAAUAGUGUCUCAGGCUUUUUCGAUAUUCUAAAUGGUUGUCUAGAUAUCGGCAUCUAAAGUUGGAGUAGCUAAAAAUGCAAGGCGUGUUGUGCGUAAAUGGGCGUCGUCGGACAAAUAUUUAAAAUAUCAAAAUUUCCCGACUCACUUCCGUUUGUCAUUAUUCCUGGAAUGUUUUGGCAAAAUUUGACGUAAACUGGUCGCGUCUAUAUACCCUAUAAAUUCGUUCUAGGUGGAUGUACACCUCCCAAAUUCAAAUGCGAGAUUUUAGCUCGUAAAGGUCCGUAAAUAACUCGCGCUACGCCAGGAGAUUAUCUCGCCUCCUGAAACCGCAAACCAAUCGGACAACGGGACCUCCUAGCGUCAAUGACGAUGGAUCAAGAUUUUCCGCGAAAAGUAGACCAUUACAGAGUUAUCUCGAUUGCUCAGUGGAGCGUUGAGGAGGACGACACAAUAAUGGGCUAAAACCCAUUGAAAAAACCCGCGGCAAAAAUGGAAAGUAGUGUUUACACGCGGGGACUAAUUACACAGGAAAGAAGCAAAAACUGGGGGGCAAACGGUAUCAUUCUUUCACUCUGCAGCUUUCUUAAGAAACCAAAAUUAUUAAAAUAGCAAUAUAGCAUUGAAAUAAAUCAGCUCAGUACAAACCGCAGAUUUUUCUGCGAAAUUGUUCAGUGCUUGAAUUGUUUCUGAUUCAGUUCGGAUACAAGCGAAAAAUAACGCUUUGUUACCGAUCAGAUGUGGCCGAUACAGAAACAAAAAGCACUUGAUUUUCUUUGUCGGUUGUGUUUUUGUUGCUGUUACCUUCAUGAGUUUUGUCCCAGAGUUGUCGAUUUUUUUUUUGAAAGUCGAUCAGCAUUCUGGUGGAAGUGACGCUCCAAGCAUCGUUUUCCUUGUGAUCUGCCAUCUUGAAACAGAGUUCCUAGGAAUUGUGGGGGCUUGUGAUACCGAUCUGUGAUUGGUUUAUUUUAAUUUGACGCUGGGACUUGUCCCACGAACAGUUCACACGAAGCGUUUUGACGAACCAGUCUGAGGGACUAGUCGCAAGGACAAAAUUUUAGUCCCUGCGACUAGAUUUUGUGGCAAAACGGCUAGUUCAGGGAACUUGUUGCAGAGACUAGUCCCCUCUUGUGUGCCGACCUUUACUGAUUUAUUAACUUUUAUUUGGAAAUACGUUUUUUUCUAAACAACUCGGGUGCGUUUAAAGAUUUCAGAAAUUUUUGUAUGGAAACGUGAGCUUAAAUGAUUAAAUUCAGUUAAAUCAAAUAAAAGCAAAAACGAUUUUUUGGCCUCUGAGGGUGAGAAAUAACCUUGAGUAACCGACGAUGUGUAGUUCCAAAUUUAUAUAAAACACGCAAAACAAGCAGAAAAAGAAAACUGCCUGUGAAAUAAUGAAUCUAAAAAUCAAAGAGCAUGGAAAUUGAAAAUAAAUAAGAUGAAUGCUCCAGUACUUAAGUGACUCCUCUGUGUUACUGAAUAAUUUUUUUGUUCUAUAAAUUCGACUUGAACAUGGCAAAGUAUACCCGGCGAUUCACAACAGCACACCUGCUGGAGCUCCGGUAGGUGCCGGGUGUUAUUAAAUGCAGUGCAUGAAUAAAUUGUUGGAGAUGAUUUUAAGUGGAUAGAAUUGGGCUCUAUGUUUGGAACUUUCUCAGUGGUGCGAAUGAAGAACAUUUGAAAAAGCUAAUAGAUGAGUUUGUUCGGAAAUUUUAUGAGCAUUUGGAAAGUUUUCAUUCAGUUCCUUUUUAUUUGCCUCUCCCCCAUUGUGGCAUGAACAUGUGAUAUACUUAUUUUUAUCAACAUUGUAUUUUGUAACAUAAUUGUUCAUUGUUAUCCAGUAAAGUUCAUUAGUCUUUUUUAACCUGAAUUGAUAUAUUGGUAUGGGUGAUACCGAUCAAUGUCGGGUUUCUUUGAUAGUUUUAACAGUUUCACUGAUUGGGCUUGCGAAGCAACGGUGGUCUCUUAAGGAUGGCCUUGAGUUGAAGCUAUGUCUUGAAUUGUUCACUUUGUUGAUUUUAGGACUUUUCGCUUCUGAGUUUGAUCAUCAGAUUGGAUGGUUGGUGCUAAAGGGUAUUUCAGAAUAUGCAGAUAGUACAGUGUGUUCAUCAGAGAAGUGGAACACUUUUGCAAGUGUGAUGGCUGCUUCUGUCGUUGUAAAGAUUUUGAGUGAUCCUGAUGUAUUUCAAGAGUGGAGCCAUUAUCAA
This is a messenger RNA of Pocillopora meandrina, 10387 nucleotides long. The record is from the annotation of a GenBank genome assembly. Lineage: Eukaryota; Metazoa; Cnidaria; Anthozoa; Scleractinia; Pocilloporidae.